AAAGAAACUAGAGAAAGGAGUAUUAUUAUUGGAAAUGAAGCAAUAGAAAGUGAUGAUUCGGAUUCUAAAAGAUUAUCGUAUGCGUUAAAGGAUGAUUUAUUAAUGAAAUGUAAAAAAGUUUUAGUCAAGAUAAAAGCAAUGCUUAACAAUAAUAAUCAAGACUAUACAGGGUCGCAAUCAAAAGAAGAAAAAAUUGAACAUAUACCUCAAUUGUACCCUCCAAACAAGUUAAAAUUUGAAUAUAAUGGACUCAAUAAGUUUCUAACCACUAAAAUAGUUUCAGAAGAUGAAGAUACUCAACGUUACUAUUGUGAAUUAAUCAAUAUUUGUGAUAAUAAUGAGAAUAGUAGUGAUAAUAAUAAUUAUAAUAAUUAUAAUGUGGUUUAUCAUGAAAUUAUUGACAUGAACACUUUAAAAAAUACAUUAUGGAAAAUUGAUACAAAGGAAAAAUUAAUACCUGGUCUGGGUGGUAAAUACAAAGUACGCGUUUCAGCAAUGGCGAAUAACUGUAAAAAUAGUGAAUCAAAGUAUGCUGAUGAAGUAAUAUUUCGAAUGUCUCCUCCUGUGUCUGUAGGCUUUACACAUUCUUAUGAUAAUAAUAUUGAUUAUCUUGGAAUAUCUGUAGAAAAUACAAAAGAUCAGCAACCAUCGCUUGGAUACACAUAUCAAGUUUAUCAAGUUAUAAAUAAAGAGGAUAACGUUAUUUACACUUCCCCAACCAACGAUCUUCCAAAUUUAAAUUUAGAUAAAAUAAGAAAUAGUUCAGAAGAUCUUAUAUCAGAACACUUUAUUCGUGUGAAGGAUAUUGCAACAGAGGAAUCCAAUUGGAUGGACUCAA
This is a messenger RNA of Dentiscutata heterogama, 838 nucleotides long. The record is from the annotation of a GenBank genome assembly. NCBI's taxonomy places the organism in Eukaryota, Fungi, Glomeromycota, Glomeromycetes, Diversisporales, Gigasporaceae.